GGCCUUCCUGGGUUGCCCGUCAUCAGUUCCAGUCAGCAAGAGAAAGCAAGAAGCCAAGAAGCAACCGCAAUCGCGCACACACACAGAGUACCCACCACCCACCACCACGACCAACACAGCCAGGGGUCGUUACUUUCGCAGCACGGUUCUGUCAUUGGAUUCUCUUCCUCUUCCUCCUCACGUACACAGAAGGUUCAACGGAUACAAAGGACACCCGCCUCACAAAGGGAAAAGCAAUCACCAUGUCAUUGUUUGAUUCAUCCUCCUCGUCACAAGUCGGCUUGCAUAUCGAGCAAGCGACGUCGCACGGCUCGUCGAUCGACGACAUCACCCUCCACUUGGAGAUUUGUGACAUGAUCAACGAGACGCGCGACGGACACAAGCAAGCUGCAAAGGUGCUGAAGAAGAAGCUGAACCCCAAACUGGACGAUGCGACGUUGAUGAAGGCGCUUACGCUGCUGGAGACGUGUGUCAAGAACUGCUCCAAGCGCUUCCAUCUUCAAGUCACAACCAAGGACUUUGUCAACACCCUCGUCAAGCUGCUCGAGAAGACGCGCACGACGCUGGUGCGGGAGAAGGUGCUUGGCAUUAUCCAGGCGUGGGCGGAUGCGUUUCGGUCAGACCCCAACAUGCGCUACCUCUGCAACACGUACCAGGACCUCGUCCUCAAGGGCAUCGAGUUCCCAGCACAGAACCUUGACGAGAUGGCGCCCAUCCACACGCCGGCAGCCACGGUGUCGCACCCCGCGUACUCGGACGACACCCCAGAUGAGGGCGAUGAGGACGCAAUUCCCGUCGACUACAGCAACGGCCACGGCGUUGGCGACGAUGCUCAGGCUGAUGUUGAUGAGCCGCCCCACACGCCAUACGAUGACGGGACGAGCGGUCCUGCGUUCCCUGCGUUUGACGACGGCGCCGACGCCAACCCGGUGUCGCAGGUCAUGUCUGACGAGGAGUACGCGCGCCAACUGUCCCAGCAGUUUGCACAAGAAGAGCAUCGGCAGCCGCAACAGCAACAACAGCCAAUGCAACAGCAUAUCGUGUCGGUGCCCGAGGGCCAGCGCGUGAUGGCAUCGGAGCAGCAGCAGGAGAAGUUGCGUCAGGAUUUGCUGAUUGUGCGCAACAAUUGCGAAAUGCUGCAUGAAAUGCUCAGUGCUCUCGACCCUGAUGCAACACUGGAGGGCCAGGAUGUCAUUCAGGACCUCCACAACGCGUGCACGCGCAUGCAAUCGCGCCUCAUCGACCUCAUCAGCCAGCUGCAGAACGAAGACCUGCUCAGUGAGUGUCUGGAUGCAAACGACAAGGUGUCGUCCGCGAUUGAGCACUACAACGACAUCAAAGAGCGACAGCAGCGAAAACAACAACAGCAACCGCAAGGCGAACAGCAAGGUGGACAGCAGCCAACGCUGGCGCAGCCAACACAGGUCUCUGUCGCAGCCACCACCGCUGAUCCAUUUGCACCCCACCACCAAUACCAGCCAGCAGAGACACAACAGCAACAACAGCAACUGCAGCAUGUGCACAGCCCUGUGUCGAGUGUUGGUUACGGCGACCCCUUUACACUUCAGCCUAGCCCCGCGCCGGAGAGCCAAACUCAGCAUGACUAUGCAUAUGGUGAUCCGUUUGCGUCGCGGCAGUCUGUGGACCUUGGUGUGACGUCACCAACAGAGCACGUGCAAACGCGUGACCCUUCGACCGAUGGCCCGAACGCAACCAGCGGCACAUUUGCAACCAAGUUUGACGAUCCCUUUGGUGUUCCCGAGCCGUUGGAGGUGCAAGAUGCGCAAGAAAUGCCCUCUGCGCACCAGCAGCAGCUGGCACCGACGACGACGACGAUGACGCUUCAGGGCGCAACCACGUCCUCAUCGCAUGUCGACGCCGACGAACACACGCACGCAGACGUGGACGAGUUUGACCCAUUUAAGCAGCACGAGGGCACCAUGGCCGAACGAAGAAUGCAGGCCACAUCGUAUGAGGUGCCUGAGCCCGAGAGCAACAUGCGCACGUUUUCGACCGCGCUUCACGGCCAGCGCAGCCAACAACAACAGCAGCCGCAGCAGCACGCAAUGCCCCAGUUUGAUGACAUGGAUGAGCCGGACACAAUGGACUUUUCCUCCCUCUCCCUCGGCCGCCACCAGCAGGCCACCGAUGAGGAUGACGAGUUUGACUCCCUGCGUCGCUCGCGUGAGAUUGCACCGGCUGUGGACUCCCGACGCAAACUCGAGCUGGAAGAGAAGGACAACGACCUGUUUGGACUCUGAGCGAAUUUUCCCCUUGAUUUGGCUUGAAUGAACGAACAUGGGCGGAUGCGAUGGUAGAACAACCUUUCAUCUUUCACCAUCGCCAUCAGCACCCCAACCAUUCACCACCCACCACGUGCUUCCUCUCUGCGUCCUGCUUGCUUGCCAUGCAAUGUUGCAGAACGUCGCUGCUGCCCCUGCGCGUUUCCUUUUCCCUUUGUCAUUUGCUUGUCUCCUCCUGCCUCUCUUCUCCAUGUCUUGCUUGUGGUGUUUUGCUGGUGUUUUGCUGGUGCAGCCGUGUGGAUGUAAAGGUCCCUGCGUCAUUCGUGUGCACGUGUACUCGACAUAGCCAAGCCUCACGUCACAUUAUGGCGUACACACACACACACACACACACACAC
Messenger RNA from Salpingoeca rosetta, 2641 nucleotides. RefSeq lists its product as uncharacterized. Bases 243 to 2261 code for a protein of 672 amino acids. Gene Ontology annotation, biological process: signal transduction. NCBI's taxonomy places the organism in Eukaryota, Choanoflagellata, Craspedida, Salpingoecidae. Gene Ontology annotation, cellular component: membrane; endosome. The record is from RefSeq and is a predicted model, not a curated record. The transcript is spliced from 13 exons. Gene Ontology annotation, molecular function: ubiquitin binding; phosphatidylinositol binding; clathrin binding.